Messenger RNA from Colias croceus (clouded yellow), 3261 nucleotides. Its product is annotated as heterogeneous nuclear ribonucleoprotein 87F-like. The transcript has 6 exons. The record is from RefSeq and is a predicted model, not a curated record. Gene Ontology annotation, molecular function: RNA binding. The coding region runs from base 145 to 1101 and encodes 318 amino acids. Lineage: Eukaryota; Metazoa; Arthropoda; Insecta; Lepidoptera; Pieridae.
UCAGUCGGUCUUUUUGGCGUGGCUUCGGUCGGGGUUGGUCGUGUUCUGGGAAGAUUUGUAAUUCUAGUCCGUGUACGCCACGUUCAAAAGAAAAUUUUAAAUAAUAUUAUUAAUUAAAUAAGCAGUUUAUUUAUUAAAGCAAAAAUGCGGCCACAAAAUGGUGACGACGGUUUUGAUGAGCCCGAGGUUCACCGAAAAAUCUUCAUCGGUGGGUUAAACUACCGAACAACAGAUGAAUCUCUUAAAUCACAUUUUGAAAAAUGGGGAGAAAUCGUGGACGUUGUUGUUAUGAAAGAUCCAAAAACGAAGAGAUCACGCGGCUUCGGUUUCAUCACUUAUUCCAAAGCACACAUGGUAGAUGACGCUCAAAACAACAGGCCCCAUCGUAUUGAUGGACGUUUUGUGGAAACAAAGCGAGCAGUUGCAAGACAAGAUAUUAAGAAUCCAGAAGCUGGUGCAACUGUAAAGAAAUUGUUUAUUGGCGGUAUUAAGGAUGAUCAUGAUGAAGAACAAUUAAGACAGUAUUUCUCUAAUUAUGGUGAAGUGAAAAAUGUCAGUAUAGUCACAGAUAAGGCAACUGGCAAAAAGAGGGGCUUUGGAUUUGUUGAGUUUGAUGAUUAUGACCCUGUAGACAAAAUUUGCUUAAAUGCCCCACACAAAGUAAAUGGUAAACAAUUGGAUGUUAAAAAGGCAUUGCCAAAGGAUGGCUCUGAUCAAAGAGGUGGAAGACAGGGUGGUGGCCCUGGUAGAAAUGACAACUGGGGUGGUAAUGGUGGAGACAUUUCAGGUGGAUAUGGAAACAACCAAGGAGGUUGGAACAAUUCUAACCCAUGGGAUAACAACCAGGGUGGUUGGGGAGGUGGCAACCAAGGGGGUGGUGGGUAUGGGGGUGGAAAUCAAAGAGGAGGAUGGGGUAACCAAGAGUUUGGUAACUAUGGUAAUCAAGGAUAUAGCGGUGGGCCGACAAGGAACCAGCAGUAUGGUGGGAACAACAGGUCGACUCCAUACAACAUGAACCAGGGAGGCGGUGGUGGCGGCAGCGGCGGCGGCUACGGAGGUGGCAACUACGGAGGCCAGGGAGGCCGCGGAGGGAGAUUCUAAAUGUUACGUGCUAAGUACACUAGUAGUGCAGAGUAUAUCGUGCUAGUGUAGGCGCUCCGGAGCUCGAUAGUUACACCUCAUGGUCUACACUCGAGACCACCUAGGAGAAGGCGUCAGGAAAAUUAGAUGAUAGAUAGAUCGUAACAUUAUCUUUUAGAAGGAAUAUUUUAUUAAUUAUUUUUACUAUGUACUGAUAUGUAAGUUCGCUAUUUAUUGUGGUACUUAGGUACUUAUCGUGACAUACUGUUAAGGACACGUAUACUUUGUGAAAUAAAAUACAUUUACUUUUUCAUAAAUAAGUACAAUUUAGGAUUUAAUGUUUGGAGUUGUGUAGAAGCUAGACGAGAAAGGACAGUGUUAGUUGACUUUAGAUGGAUAAAUCAUCAUGAUUAAUUUAUUUUCCUGACUCAGUAUUAAGUUCUCAAAUAGAUGUUGUAAGUGUUUAGGUUAUAGAAAUGGACUUAUAGGAUAAUUUGAUGUAAAAUAAAUUUUAAUACAAAAUCUGUAGGGUUGUUUCUUUAGAUCUGUAAAUAGACCUUUUAUUAAAUCAUUGUUAGAAAUUAAGUUCGUAUUAUAUCUCAGACACUAGAAGGUUUAAAUGCUAGAAAAAUAAUAGGAUACUGCAAUUAAAAAAUGAUAAGAAUUAUAUUCAAGUGGAGUAUGUAGCUUCAAACCAUCUAGUAGUUUUAUCAUAAACAGAUACCUUAUAUAAAUAUUAAGUAGAUACUACAUACAUACAUAGAUGUUUCAAUAAAUUAAUCACAUUGCGUGGUGUUUAGUCAUUUUACCCUAAAAAUAAACUGUUUAUGCAUGUUAGUUACAGAUAUCAAAUAUUUUUCUAAGAAAGUGGAUUACACAUAACUACUUAUGUCUUCAUUAAAAGAUCGAUUAACAAUUUAUCUUGACUUUCUAUUAUUAUAGCAUUUAAAUUAUUGUAUACAUACCUGUAUUUCUUUUUGCUUUAUUUUCUACAUCUCCAUCACAUACCUCUGGUUUAGCCAAAAUGGUUGUUUUUGUACCUACUAUACCAGGCUGUGAUAUUCUUCAACGACAUGCAAACUUUCUGUUUAGAAAAAAUAUUUAGACAUGCAUUGAACAUUGUACCUAGGUAAUUUAACAUUCAUAAGAGUAAUUUCGCCUGUAAAUUUUGCGUCACAACUUUGAUAGGACAUAGGUACCUAGUUUGAGUUGGUAUUGAAUAAAGAAGUACCUACCGGUUAACAGGUUAGUUGAAUGCAUAUAAGAUACAAAUUAUUACCUAUCUUCUUUACUAUUUAUUAGUAAUAAUAUGGCACGGUCUGCCAAAUGGAUUGUUAAAUCGACCUACAUACCUAUUUAUCUGACGCGGUAGGUAUGUAUAGAUGCAAAUAAUGCCUAUGUAUGGGAAUCCUUCAUCCUUGAUUCAUAAGUACCUAUAGACUACAGACCCAACCUGUAUCGAUGAGUACUAUCUGAAAAUAGGUUAUAGUUCGUACAGUUGAGUCAUCACAUGAAACACGUUGUGAGACGUACAUAGGUGUGUCAAAUAUUUUAGCUAGCUACCUACCUACAUUUUUCAAUAGCUGGAAACCUAGUUUCCUUUUUAGCAACAACAUAGUUACCAAUGUGGAAAUCAUUCAUCGAGAUCUAUAGAGCUUUGAGUUUUAUACCUACCUACGUUACUUCUCGCUAUUUGCAAUAUUACACCAAAUACCUACACAGUGCCUAGAAAAGAGAACGAAUCUGUCAUGUUUAUCUAUGAUUGCCUACGCAAAUCAAAAGUAGGUAGGUAUGCGCAGCAAAAAGCUAUUAGCAAAUAUUCCGAAAAUAUUAAUGGGCAAUUGACAUACAUAAUGUAUGUACCUAGUUAAUAAUUUGUGGUAGGUACCUAAUUCUUUAGUAAGCGGAGUAGUGAUGUUCAAAACAUUUGAUAGUAGCAGGUGUAAACUAGGUAGGUACAUGAAUUAAAACAUGACCUAAAAUACCAUCGUAUCACACAACUUUCACUAGGUAUGUAUUUUUUUUCUCUAUAUUUUAUGAUUUAUUUACAUAUGGCAUCGGGAAACUGAGCAUCGAGUCGCAUUUGCAUUCUGGUAAGUUUCUGUAAAAUUUAUUUUUUUAAUUUACAUAUAUUUUUUUUAAAGAAUGAUUUAUUUCACCAAUAAAUGAUGAAUAAUAAGA